GAACAAAAAAACAACCUGAGAACAAAUUAAGAGCAAAGUAUAAAAUGACGCCUUGAUGCUUUAAACUUGGCGUUUUAUUGCUCAUUCUCUCAAUCACAUUAAGAAAUAAACACGUGACAUGGUUUACAAAGCCAUGAGAGAAGGGGUGCCCUAGUUCGUGCUCAGUGCCCUGCAGUCAUGUCUUUCUGCACUGAUAUGAUGCAUGUGUGCCCGUGCAUACGUAAAGAAAAGCUUGUGCUCUGUUUACAAUGUUGCAGAGGCAUUUUGCUGGCAUUUAGGUGGCAUUUUCUCUCCUGUGGCCUAGUUGUCCUAGAUGAGAGAGGCGUGUUAAUAUGUGUGUGUGUGUGUGUGUGUGUGUGGUUGGCAGACCUCCUGAAAGGACCGGGGGCCACAUGGGAAGGGUUUGAUUCAAUUGUGUGCCUAGAACUGAGUAAUUAAUUUCCUCAAAAAAUAUUCUGUGUAUUUUAUUUAAAGCAAAUUUCAACAUAUUUAAUUAUUUCAUAGCAUUUUUACCCAUUUUUGCUGAACUCAGCUGAGUAAACGAAGAUGGCGCCUGUGUGUUUGGCAUGCCGUCAACCGCUCUUUUUUACCUGUUUGAUUUUAUUGUUUUUAGCUAAUGUUGUGCAACAUGUCAGUUCAAUACUGUCGUAUGAUCGCCAGACUUUAUUGGAAAUCGGCUCAUCCACCAAAGUUUCAGUUUGGUUUGGUAAAGAUAGCCAGGGUUUUCUGCCUCCCUACCUGGAAGCAGUACCAUUGCGCUGCCAUCCCCUACCACUGCCACCAGAUAUGCGGAAGCGACGCAGGAGACGGGGUACCCGUGGAGGUCGCCUCGUUAAGCUGAGAAUCCGGAUUUCUUACUUUCCUCACGAUCUACGCUCCGUUCGUCAAUCUUUCCCACGACUCCUGGUACCAUUGCGUGCUCUGGAUCCUGUGGAUUCCUGGUUGGUUCCCGUUGUCGGCUCUAUCGGGAGCAGCCCUGUUAAAUCAUUCCCUCUUCGGCAUCUGCGUUGGAGGGGAAUCGACCGAUCAAACCUUCGAUCGGUGGAUCUGGUUGUCACUACCCCGGAGGUCUCCGAACCAGCUCCCCUCAGGUUGGGCUUAAUAAAUGCCAGAUCGGUGGCGAAUAAGACCUUCAUCCUGAAGGAUUUCUUUUCUUCCCAUGCAUUGGAUUUCCUCUGUUUGACUGAAACCUGGACUUCACCCGGGGUAGUCAGGGCUUCCAACAUCUUCCCCAUCCUUAGUGCCAUCCUUCUGCUGAUGGGAGGAGUUUGCAUUGCUGCUAGUCGUUUCUAUAAAAGCAAAAGGAACAUUAUCCUGGGGGCAGGGAUCCUCUUCGUGGCUGCAGGUCUGAGCAACAUAAUUGGUGUGAUUGUCUACAUCUCGGCUGCGCUGGGGGACAUUUCUCCGAAGAAGGAUGAGGAUAAGAAAUGGCAGUACUCCUAUGGUUGGUCCUUUUACUUUGGAGGCCUUUCCUUCAUUAUGGCUGAAAUGGUGGGGGUGCUGGCUGUCAACAUCUACAUCGAGAAGAACAAGGAGCUCCGCUGCCGUUCUCGCACCGACAUUUUCAAAAGCACCACCCACGCCAUGCUCCGCCUGCCCAGCUACCGCUUCCGCCGUCGCUCUCGCUCCUCAUCCCGUUCCACCGACCCUUCCCGCUCCCGAGACCCCUCGCCUGUGGGGGGAGGUGGAGGAAAGAACUUCGGGCUGCCCCCCUCUGCACUACUUUCCCAGGGCCCCAUUUCAGUGUCCACUCUACCCAACCCGCACUCUCGCUCCCACACAGCCCUGGCUGGAGGAGACAUCUCCCUGUACACGUUGUCCCGUGACCCCAAGCUGGGAGGGUUGCCGCCCAUGUAUGGAACGGUGGACAGGGCCACGCUCUACCAGCUCCACAACUGCUUUCCAAAGGAUGGAGGUGUAGGGGGAGGGGGGGUGAUGAUGAGCGGCACUCUCCCAUCACUCAAGUCCCACAACCCUUCCAAUUCUUCCAACUCCAAUCCACCAAUUCCCAACUCUGUGGGCUCUGGCCCUCCGCCCUUCACCUCAUCCACAGUCGACAGGGAGCGAGGGAUGGGGACUCUGGACAGGCUGAAGGGAGACAGGGAGAGCAACUCUAACACCCUCAAUAGAAAAACAACGCCUGUGUAGAGGAAGGGUAUUAGAGGAGGUGAGGAGGGAGGAGGAUGGGUAAUGAAAGAGGGAAGCCAGAAAGGAGCACUGUAGGCUCAACAGGAGGUAGAAACACAGGCAGACAGGUAAAACGCUACAUCUCUCCCUCCAUGUUCACUGUUAUUUAGUCUACUCAAUCUCACUGAGAAUAAAAAGAAGAGUAAUAACAGAGCGAUAAUAACAACAACAAUGAACUUUCACAAUAAAACUAUUUUGAUAUUUUAAUGUGCUAGAAAUGAUUUAUUUUGUUAAUGAUCAAACGCAAUUAACCUUGGGCUAUUAUGAAAAUGUUUCACAUAAUUUUUGUGCAAUAUUACCGCUAAUUUAACCAGACCAUCAUUGAUGUAAAAUUGUUGUUGUGAUUAUUCUUAGAGUUAUUACAGGCUAGCUGUAUGUGCAAACGCUAUAAUUUAGAAUGAAAUUUUAAUUUUCACGUUUUUUUUUUCCUUUAUGACUUUUACUGUGAAUCUCUUCCAUGCAGAGCCACUGGGACUAACAGUGAGCUGUAAUAUGUCCGUGUCCAGCAUGAGUGUGCACAAUAACGUGGGAGAAUGAGAGCCUGUAUAAUUAUUUUUUCUUUUUUAACCCAAAUAUUAUAUGAUUUUCAUUUAUAUGAUGAAGUCAGAUGUGAAUACUGUAAAUUGUCUUCCAAUAUUGAUACCGAAAGAAAUGCAACAAUAAUGUGAGUGACUGCGACAGCUCACCAACUUCAUUGUUAUUAUGAGUCUGAGUUUUCUAUGGGCCUCAGUUAGUCUUAUUUCCAUUCUAAUCAGUGUGAACAGUAGUAAUUGUAGCUCUAGUCGUGUUGAAGAUGUUUGUUCUUGGGCAUUAACAGAACCUCUGCUCAGACAGGAAAAAAAAGAGACAUAGAAUUACACCUUUGUACAGAAUCAGGUAAAGGUUGCUGCCUGAGGAGAAAAACAAAACAAAAAAAAGCAGAUUUUUUCUAUGAAAAGUCCCAAAGUGACACAUGCAAAUCAUCAUUUUCAGUGGCAAAAAAGAAAAACACUCUGUAUAUGUGGGUUAAAGGGUUUAAAAAAAAGAUACCUGUACAUUGUAAUUAUGCAUACAUAUGUUUGUAACGUCUAUAGACAUGUUUUUCGGGACCACUGUUCAAAAUGGGUAUGCAUUUUGGAACGAGCAGGUUUGGCUUAAGUGUUUUGCUCCCAGUGCCGUCCCUGGACUCUUGUCGGGUGGUUUCAACCGCCAACCCUGGCCCGCCAUAUCUGCCCAUUUACGGCCACACGAUCAGUGUUUUCCUUACUUUAUCACCAAUGGCGGCUUCACCACAGAGACAACCCCUUAAGCUCCCCAAAGAUUCCUUUCACUGUGCUUCCCCAGUAACUCCUGAGUCUGAACUCUGCGCUGUUUAUGUUGAUGAGAAUGUAGACACAUGUAACGCCCAGCCAUCCCACCCUCUUCCAAACUGUCCCGAGUGACUGCAGAGCUAGAUGGAAACUGUGGAUUCACCUGCUACGUGGAAUAAUGAAGAAACAAAAACAAUGACCAGAUGCUUCCAGAUUAUUUUAAUUUUUUUGAUUUCAUUUCAGAAAAAGAAAAAAAUGUGAUUAAAAAUGCACACAGAUAGCAUUUAUGUGGGCAAUAUGAAUAGUAUGUAGUUGAGAAUAGAUAUAUCUAGAUAAAUGAUUAUGGUUUAUCUAAAUGUGUGAUAAACUUAAAACACUGUAUUGCACGAAGUUUAUAAAAAAAAAACAAUAACAGAAAUAUUUACAGAGUGCUGUCUUUUGUUUCUUUUUUGUUGUUGGUCAGUAGAACCUCAGAAGUAGACCGAACAAACAUGCGUGUGUUUUUAUCUAAACAGUGGUGGAAUAUUCCGAUUUUUUACACGAAUAAAUGAAGCACCACAAUAUUUUACAAAUACUGUACUAAAAAAAAGUC
Messenger RNA from Oreochromis aureus, 4068 nucleotides. It is a transcript of the gene cacng8b, whose product is annotated as calcium channel, voltage-dependent, gamma subunit 8b. The transcript is spliced from 3 exons. Gene Ontology annotation, cellular component: postsynaptic density membrane; AMPA glutamate receptor complex. The coding region runs from base 547 to 2148 and encodes 533 amino acids. Gene Ontology annotation, molecular function: voltage-gated calcium channel activity; channel regulator activity. Gene Ontology annotation, biological process: postsynaptic neurotransmitter receptor diffusion trapping; calcium ion transport; neurotransmitter receptor internalization. Lineage: Eukaryota; Metazoa; Chordata; Actinopteri; Cichliformes; Cichlidae. The record is from RefSeq and is a predicted model, not a curated record.